GGUUGGUUGGUCAUAUCCUACGUUGAGGACUCAGCAAAUGACUUGAGACAUGUUUUACGAGAACUCCAAAUGGAAGAAUCAUAAAAGUUGUGGGACUACAUCUCUCCUCCCUAUGACCCCAAAGAAACCCCAGCAGUGGCUGCAAGUGGUCGGACAUGCAGGGAGCUUUCAUGUCGGGGAUUACGGCACCCUGCUGAAGAGGUUCUGUGAGGGGGAGCAACAGUGCUACCUCAGGCUGAUGGAGGACACUUUAAAGCCCUUUGUUCCAGCCUACCACGGGGUAGUGCAGCGGGACGAGCAGGAUUACAACAUGAUGGAUAACUUGCUGACCAAUUUCAACACACCUGCCGUCAUGGACUGCAAGAUGGGCAGCCGCACGUACCUGGAGAGGGAGCUGCUGUUGGCCAAAGAGCGGCCGCAGCCCCGCAACGACAUGUAUGAGAAGAUGGUGGCAGUGGACCCAGAGGCCCCUACGGUGCAGGAGCGAACCCAGCAGGCAGUGCUGAAAACCAGGUACAUGCAGUGGAGGGAGACGCUGAGCUCCACCACGUCUCUGGGUUUCCGUAUCGAAGGAUUCUGGAAGUCAAAUGAAGAAUGUCACACAAACUUCAAAAGGACCAAAAGCAGAGAUCAAGUGAUGGCAGCUUUCAACAACUUUGUUGAGUCAAAUACGCACAUUGUGUGGGGCUAUCUGAGACGAUUGAAAGAACUGCGGCAGGUCUUGGAAGAAUCCGUCUUCUUCAGAACACAUGAGGUCGUGGGCAGCUCCUUAUUGUUCCUUCAUGACUGGAAAGGCAGAACAGGAGUCUGGAUGAUUGACUUUGGAAAGACAGCGGCAUUACCGGCACACCUUUCCUUGGACCACCGCACUCCCUGGGUGGAGGGCAAUAGAGAAGAUGGCUACCUGUGGGGUCUAGACAACCUCAUUGAUAUACUGUCCAACAUGCUGCCACUGACCUGAAUACCCCUUUUAAAAUGUGGACAUUUACUCGUAAUCUUUCCUUUAAGACUCACAAUGGAAGUGAGUGACUGCCGAUGGACUUCUUGACUCUGAAAUGGCUUGUCAGAAUUAUGGAAUUAACUAUAUUGGAAAACGCAAUUUGAGGGGGAUUUAUUGCGAUACCAACACAUUUUGCAAAAUGUGCUCACAAAUAAAUUAUUUCCUGAAAAUUAGGCCCACGCCAUUGGUCAAAAGGUCAUUGGUGAUCCAUGGAAUCUCAACCUGAGCCUCUUAAAGUUUGACCACUGAUUGAAUAGACAUAAACUAGCCUGCAUUGAUCUGCCACUAACAAUGAUCUUACACAACAAGAGUCAAACAUAAUCUAACUGUCCAGCCUCAGCGCAGCUAACCCAAAUGUCUCGAGGUAGCCUGCUCAUUAUUUCAUGAAAAACAUGGCACAAGCAAUUAUAGGCCAAAGAAAUGGCUGCUCCUUCUGCCUGGAGAUUUAAAUGUCAAACUUUGUCAAGAAAAUGGUGCUAAAACGUUCAAAGUGGGCAUUAAUUCCUGGUUUUCAUUCAUUCAUUUGUUUGCAUAUUAUCAUCAUUUGUUUUAAACACUAGAUUGAUAAAUUAAACACUGUGCUUUGCAGCUUUAAUGGAUAUCAAAUCAAGGUAUGUGGCAGUUUAUGUUAAUAGUCCAGACCAAUGAUAAUUAGGGUGUUUCUUGUGGUCUAACAAUAUCAGACCUUUGCACAUCGGAAAGAUGGGGCUAUUAAUUCGAUUUUUAACAUUGCAUUUUAUAUUAUUUAUAGUAUUUACUAUUCAAGAAAUGUACCUAUUUCAUGGUCCCCUUAAGAUAAUUCCUCAUGACUUUUUUGACUUCCACACACAAUAAGGUUGACAUUUCAGUGAAACGUACUAGAUUGUCAUGACGUAGCGACAUCAACAACACACAAUUGUAGUUUGCCCAAUACUCAAUAUUUACAAAACUGACACCUCCGCUUUAGUGUUUACUGCAAUUUAGUACAAGCUAGCAUGGUAAUCUGGUAAAAUGUUAGCAUUAUGACAUUAGCAUUAAGCUCAAAGCACAUUGUUCCUACCUACAGCCUCAAAGAGCCGAUAGCAUGGAAAGAAGCACUAGUAGAUUAACAUUACAUUUUUGAUCAGCUAACUGAGUAAUAUCACACUAUUUAUACUUUAAUCUUUUAGAGACAAGUGACUUGUUGAUGCUAUCAUAACCUUUUAGCGACUUGUUGUCAGUAGUUGGUUGUCAUUGCCAGACAGAGUUUUUAAAUGGUAUAAAACUCCCCUUGUGUCCUUCCUGCAGCGCACACCUUGACGGUUUGAACUUGCACCUUUCUCUCUUCAGUGUAGGGGUGACAAAUGCAAACCUGCUGUUGUUAUCUUCUUUACAAGUAUAAAGUUUGAUGUUUGUACUGUUUUGUAUAAUCUAACAUCAAUAUCAAGCAGAUGGUGCAUUUCUUCAUACAUGACAGUUGAUCUGUCAAAACAAAACAAUACUGUUUGAUUAAUUGCAGAUUGAUGUGAAAUUAACCUUUGGCUAAAAAUAUUAAUCAAAACUGUAUUAAAAUAAACAAAUGAAGUCAAA
This is a messenger RNA of Notothenia coriiceps (black rockcod), 2548 nucleotides long. Its product is annotated as inositol-trisphosphate 3-kinase C-like. NCBI's taxonomy places the organism in Eukaryota, Metazoa, Chordata, Actinopteri, Perciformes, Nototheniidae. The coding region runs from base 50 to 961 and encodes 303 amino acids. Gene Ontology annotation, cellular component: nucleus; cytoplasm. The record is from RefSeq and is a predicted model, not a curated record. Gene Ontology annotation, biological process: inositol phosphate biosynthetic process; phosphatidylinositol phosphate biosynthetic process. Gene Ontology annotation, molecular function: inositol hexakisphosphate kinase activity. The transcript has 7 exons.